GUGAGUAUUGCAAAAGAUAUAAUGCGUCCAGUUUUCCCUUUUACUGCUAUUGUUGGUCAAGAAGAAAUGAAGUUGGCAUUAAUUUUGAAUGUUGUAGAUCCUAAAAUAGGUGGUGUUAUGAUUAUGGGAGAUCGUGGUACGGGGAAAUCUACUACUAUUAGGGCUAUAGCUGACCUAUUGCCUAAAAUAGAAGUUGUUGAGGAUGACAUGUUUAAUUCUCAUACUUCUGAUUAUGAAUUAAUGGGGGAUCAUGUUAAGCAAAAAUUAGAAAAAGGACAAGAUCUGAAAAUUAACUUAAUUAAGGUCCCCAUGGUAGAUCUACCUUUAGGCGCAACGGAAGAUCGUGUUUGUGGAACAAUUGAUAUUGAAAAAGCUCUAACAGAAGGUAUUAAAACUUUCGAGCCUGGUUUACUUGCUAAAGCUAAUAGAGGUAUUCUUUAUGUUGAUGAAGUAAAUUUAUUAGAUGAUCACUUGGUAGAUAUUCUUUUGGAUUCAGCAGCAUCAGGUUGGAAUACGGUAGAACGAGAAGGUAUUUCUAUACGUCACCCAGCAAGGUUUGUUUUAGUAGGUUCGGGUAAUCCUGAAGAAGGAGAAUUAAGACCGCAAUUAUUGGAUAGGUUUGGCAUGCAUGCCGAGAUUAGAACAGUUAAAGAACCUUCUCUGAGAGUACAAAUUGUUGAGCAGAGAAGUAAAUUUGAUAGUAAUCCAUAUGAGUGUUUAGAAGAAUUUCAAGAAGAGCAAGAAAAAUUAAAGCGUAGAAUUAUUGAUGCCCAGAUUAAAUUAUCUGAUGUUACAGUAGAUUAUGAUUUAAGAGUGAAAAUUUCUGAAGUUUGCGGUGAACUAAAUGUUGAUGGUCUACGUGGCGAUAUAGUAACAAAUAGAGCCGCAAAAGCAUUUGCAGCAUAUAACAAUAGAGAUAAAGUUGAAAUCUCAGAUAUUCAAGAGGUAAUUACUUUAUGUUUACGCCAUAGAUUGCGUAAAGAUCCACUAGAAACUAUUGACACAGGAUCAAGAGUAAAGAAAGUAUUUGAAUCUGUUUUUGUAUCUAAUUAA
This is a messenger RNA of Chondrus crispus (carragheen), 1053 nucleotides long. Lineage: Eukaryota; Rhodophyta; Florideophyceae; Gigartinales; Gigartinaceae. The record is from the annotation of a RefSeq genome assembly.